This is a messenger RNA of Cooperia oncophora, 525 nucleotides long. NCBI's taxonomy places the organism in Eukaryota, Metazoa, Nematoda, Chromadorea, Rhabditida, Trichostrongylidae. The record is from the annotation of a GenBank genome assembly.
AUGGAGUCGAAAGCCCAACAUGAGCGCUCCGUGUCGUAUUUGGUUCGACUUCUUGUGAACGCUUUGAACAACAACCCAACUGUGAAUGAGAACGAUCACUGGUUGACUAUGCUGUAUGAAGUGCUUCGAGAACGAAAUAUCGCAGCCGACACUGUUCCUGAACCACCGGUCAUAAAAAUGCCGAAACCUGAUUUGGCUUCUAAUGAACUCAUGGGAUGCAAGAAGUGUGAGUACUUGAAGGACAUCAAUGCUCGUGAAGUACUUAUUCGUGCCGAGAUGGAGUCUUACCUCAAAGACAAUCUUCAACUUCAAGCCCGUGUGCGGGACUUGGAAUCCGAGCUUGCAAUCGCGGUUUCUCCGGUGUGUAUAGGAAAGCCCCAACUCGAGUUGGAUAGUGCUCAGACAUUGGGUGUAUCUCCACCAGAGAAGAAAAACAACGCUCAAUCGACGGCGGUGUCUUCCGGUCCAUCUGAGCCACUUGUAAUGGAUAGACUCCAGGAUACGGUAUGUUCCUUAAUUCUUUGA